Amoebophrya sp. A25 is the source of this 578-nucleotide messenger RNA. NCBI's taxonomy places the organism in Eukaryota, Dinophyceae, Syndiniales, Amoebophryaceae. The record is from the annotation of a GenBank genome assembly.
AUGGAUCAAAUCAUACUAAGGAAGUCCAAAAAAUCUAGCGAAGGACAAUGUAUUUCAGAAGUGAUUCCACUCUCAACUAUCAAACAAUGUAACUUACCUCUCUCGUCAAAACAAAUAAUGACCACUGCCAUUGCUCCUAUGACACAAUAUCAUCGUCAAAUGCGUAGCGAAGGCCUGUGCCAAGCACGACACUUUAUUGUAGUUUCAAUUCAGUCUUUUUUUUCGUCUAGGCCUACAACUUCACUCUCUUAUCAUGAUUACCUAACUUUUUCUUGUCUAACUGACAUCAAACAGUACCGAAUAGAGUUUCGAAUUACCACAAAUCAAAUACAAAUGACUUAUCGUAAGUAGAUUGAUAUCGAAGAUGAGGGCAGGAACAAGAUGUUGUUGUACAGACCCCAACAAAAAAUGCACCCGGCUAAGGCUAAUCCCAUUGUCUUUUCGUGACUAUCUUGUAGAAACCUAGAGCCCAACAGAUGAUACCAAUACCAUAGACCAUGUGUGGAGUAGAACAUCAUAGCUCGUGUAUUGCAGGCCAUAAGGAAGGUGUACAAAGCAUACUUGUAUCCAGAACGAAG